UUUGAAAAUUAGUUGGGUUAGUUCCAGUUCUUCUUACAACUUACAAAUUAUUUUUCCAAUCAUGGACCACGAAGAUACAUCUCUGACUUGCAGUAUUAGAAUUGAGUGGACUAAUGCCAUAGGCAUAGUCAACAAAAAAGUGCAGUGUAAAAAUGCUACACUUCGUCUUAUUAGAAACGACAGCCGGCAGAUAUUUGUCGAAAUUAGAUAUGACAAAGCAGCACCUAUUAAACUCCUUCUUGAAAGGUUAUCAGUCCAUAAAAAUUUUAUGAAAGAGGGCAAAGCAACUAUCAAAUUUUUAGAAAUUGCAUGCUCUGUCUAUUUGACAAAUGCUCCUCCUUCACAGCUAGUUAAUUUUUUGAGGACAAUGUUCGUAAAAAUGACUGGAAAUGUCGCUAAAAACGAAAAAAGUUCCUCUCUCAGAACACAGCUCUUAUCUUCUAAAUCUCGACAGUUUGAAGAAAUAAGUCCCGUCACUGAAAGUGAAUUGUACAGAGCUCAGAAACUAGCCACUGGAAAGUCUUCAACAACAACACCUUCACCAAUACGCAAACGUAAAUUGAGUGACUCCUCAAAUUCAAAGCCAGCAUCUGCCAAAAGGCUCUAUACUUCCUCAUCUCCAAUUCAAAAUAAUCCAUUAGAUUUAGAGCAGAAAGAAGUUCUAGAAGCAUGUCUGUCUGGUCAAAAUAUUUUCUUCACAGGUAGUGCAGGUACUGGUAAAAGUUAUUUGUUGCGAAAAAUUAUUGGCGCUCUACCUGCGGAUGUAACUGUUGCUACAGCAUCUACAGGGGUAGCCGCUUGUCAUAUAGGGGGCAUUACAUUGCAUCAAUUUGCUGGUAUAGGAUUAGGCACUUCUUCCGUUGAUAAGUGUAUUGAAAUGGCAACAAAAAGUGCUUCUUCAAUAUUAUGGAAGAAAUGCAAACAUUUGAUAAUUGAUGAGGUAUCUAUGAUUGACGCUGAAUAUUUUGAGAAAGUGGAAACAGUAGCUAGAAAAAUUCGCAAAAGCGACAAGCCUUUUGGUGGAAUUCAGCUUAUCUUAUGUGGUGAUUUUUUUCAACUCCCCCCUGUAUCCAAAGCAAACGAAAAGAAGAAGAUAAAUUUUUGCUUCAUGAGUAAAGCUUGGAAGACAUGUAUUCAUAACACUUUUGAACUCAAGAAGGUACAUAGGCAGGAAGAGCAAGAGUUUAUAGAUAUCUUGAACGAAGUGAGAAUUGGAAAAGUCUCAGCAGAGUCAGAAAAAGUAUUGGUGUCUACGGCAACACAGAGUAUUGAGCAAGACGGAAUUUUGGCAACAAGACUUUGUUCACAUACACAAGAUGCUGAUCUGAUCAACGAGUCUAAAUUGAAUGCUUUGCCUGGAGAUGUAAAAGUUUUUGACGCCCUCGAUAGUAACCCUGCAAUGGGUAAGACUCUUGACAAUCAGACAACUGUACCUAGGAGAUUAGAAUUGAAAAUUGGAGCACAAGUGAUGCUCCUAAAAAACAUAAAUAUCUCCAAAGGGCUAGUGAAUGGGGCCAGAGGGGUGGUUAAGGAAUUCAAGGAUGAUUAUCCUUUGAUAAAAUUUAGAAGGGAAUUAUAUCUAGCCGUACCCGAACGAUGGAGUGUUAAAACUACAUCUGGCGUUGCAGCUAGAAAGCAAGUUCCGCUCAGACUCGCAUGGGCAUUUUCGAUACAUAAAUCACAGGGACUCACUUUGGACUGUGUAGAAAUGUCCUUGGGAAGAGUGUUCGAAGCUGGACAAGCAUAUGUUGCUCUGAGUAGGGCUCAGAGUCUAAAAACGUUGAGGGUUUUAGAUUUUCGAGCGACCCAGGUGUGGGCAAACCCAGAUGUAUUAGAUUUCUAUAAUAAACUGAAAAUAAGACAAGACUGCAUGAGCCUUGUUCCAUUAGGCAUGAGAAAUAAAAGCAACAAGUCCAAAACAAAUAAUACAAACACUCUAAGGGGCAUUUCCAAAUCGUUAUUGAAUAAGCCCCUAAUUAAUAUAUCUUAGUGACUAGAGAUUUUAUUUUUGAACUGAAUAUUGAAUAUCUAUUAAUAUACUAGGAAUAAUUAUAUAUUUAUUUUUAAAAA
Coccinella septempunctata (seven-spotted ladybird) is the source of this 2070-nucleotide messenger RNA. It is a transcript of the gene Pif1, whose product is annotated as ATP-dependent DNA helicase PIF1. Lineage: Eukaryota; Metazoa; Arthropoda; Insecta; Coleoptera; Coccinellidae. Gene Ontology annotation, biological process: DNA repair; telomere maintenance. The transcript is spliced from 4 exons. Bases 62 to 1990 code for a protein of 642 amino acids. Gene Ontology annotation, molecular function: ATP hydrolysis activity; DNA helicase activity. The record is from RefSeq and is a predicted model, not a curated record.